Messenger RNA from Chelmon rostratus (copperband butterflyfish), 6982 nucleotides. Its product is annotated as pleckstrin homology domain-containing family A member 5-like. Bases 14 to 4513 code for a protein of 1499 amino acids. The transcript has 29 exons. Gene Ontology annotation, molecular function: protein binding; phosphatidylinositol-5-phosphate binding; phosphatidylinositol-3-phosphate binding. NCBI's taxonomy places the organism in Eukaryota, Metazoa, Chordata, Actinopteri, Chaetodontiformes, Chaetodontidae. Gene Ontology annotation, cellular component: cytosol. The record is from RefSeq and is a predicted model, not a curated record.
CCCUGUGUGUAGUAUGCCAGAGCAGAAAAGCUCUCAGCUAGACAUGGCGGCGGAUCCUAAGCCGGACUGGCUCUCCUGCCUUCCCUCUUCUUGGAGUUAUGGGGUGACUCGGGAUGGACGCAUAUUCUUCAUCAACGAAGAAGCAAAGAGUUCAACCUGGUUGCAUCCUGUUACUGGGGAAGCUGUUAUCACUGGGCACAGGAAAACUCCAGAUUUACCAACAGGAUGGGAGGAAGGAUACACAUUCGAGGGAGCUCGCUGCUUCAUCAAUCACAAUGAGCGAAAGGUGACCUGUAAGCAUCCAGUGUCAGGCAUCCCCUCCCAAGACAACUGCAUCUUUGUCGUAAAUGAACACAUGAAUUGUGGAAAGCUUGUCCACCCUGACAAGCCCCUAGAGGCUCUCACCAGGCCGCCUCUUAAGGCUUCAUCAGAGCAGGGUAGCAGCAGUGACAAGAAGGAACGCCCCAUGAGCACCAUGAGUGAGGCAUCAAACUACACAGGUGGCUCCGACUACAGCACCUUUCCUGGCAGCCCAGCCACUACUGUCAAUACAGCCACCACCACCUCCACUUCAUCUACACGGCCCUCUCGGUCUUCCAAAAAAGUACACAACUUUGGAAAGAGGUCCAACUCCAUCAAGAGGAACCCCAAUGCCCCAGUGAUCAAGAGCAACUGGCUUUACAAACAGGACAGCACAGGCAUGAAGCUGUGGAAGAAGAGGUGGUUUGUUCUGUCUGACAUGUGCCUCUUCUACUACCGAGAUGAGAAAGAGGAUAGCAUCCUGGGAAGUAUACUACUUCCCAGUUUUCACAUCUCCAUGCUGUCGGUGGAUGACCACAUCAGCAAGAAAUAUGCCUUCAAGGCCACUCACCCCAACAUGCGGACAUAUUAUUUCUGUACUGACACAGCCAAAGAAAUGGAAUCCUGGAUGAAAGUCAUGACUGAUGCUGCCCUUGUCCACACUGAACCAUCCAGGAGACUUGACAAGUUGAAAGUGGACCAGAGGACACCUCAAGAGUUGAACAACUUACUGAACCACAGAGCCCUAACGCGGCCCGAGAUCCAGAAUAAUGAACGCAACCGUGAGCCUGUGCGACAACAUUCACUAUCACGAGCUGAUGACAAACGGCAGAAAGAUGUAGAGAAACACAAUGGCCAGAGGGAGUGUGAGUACUACACCUUACAGAGAGAUGGAGAGAGGUUCUCCUUGAAAAAAGAUGGCAUGAGCUACACUGUUCAGAAGGACGGAGAGAGGUAUUCCCUCCACAAGGAUGGAGAGAAGUACCUGCUGCGAAAGGACAGAGAGAAAUCCUUCCUGCAGAAAGAUGGAGAGGUAUGCGCCAUUCACAAGGAUCUAGAGAAGUACACUGUUCAGAAAGUGGAUGAAAAGUACACAGUGAUGCAGACAGAGGACAAAUACGCUCCAUCUAAAGAUGGAGAGAAGUACUUGCUCAUGAAGGAUGGAGAAAAAUAUGCACUGCAGAAAGUAGGAGACAGGCACACACUCCAGAAAGAUGGACAAAAAUAUGUUCCUCAAAAGGAGGUGAAGAGACAGCCCUCACUAAAAGAGACAGACAGAUACAACACGAUAAGAGAGACUGGGAAUAAAUAUGGUACCAUACAAGUAGUGGACAAAUACGGCACUAUGAAGGAAGUGAAAAAAUACAGUACGCUACGAGAAGGGGAUAAAUAUGCUACUCUCGGAGACGUAGAAAAGUAUGCUACUGUCCGCGGCAGGGAUAAAUAUGCCUUCCAGAGAGACCCGAGUGCAGAGAGAGCUCUGAAUAAAAUCAGCAGCAUCAAGCUGCAGCCAGCUCAGGCUGCUGCUAUCACAGCAGCAGUGUCUGCAUCUCGCCAGGGCCAGUCCAACCUUAAUGUCCAAAAGCAGGUCAAUGGCUCAGGGUCCAGGUUGGGGGAGCAGACUGUGGACUGCAGUCCACCAGAGGUGGACAUCAGCCUGGCUGAUGGUCCAGGAAAACCCCCUGCUCCAGUCCAGGACCAAGAGAGGGGCCUGUCCAGGACCAACUCCAUGCAGCAGCUGGAACAUUGGGUCCGCACACAGAGAACAAGAGGACUGGACGAUGACACCAGGAGUAUUACAUCCUACCGGACGUUACCCAGGAACAUGCCCAGCCACCGUGCUCAGAUCGCGCCCUGCUACCCAGAGGGCUACCGCACGCUUCCACGGAACAGCGUGAUGAGGCCUGACAGCAUCUGCAGCGUGGCAGGCUCCGUGUAUGACCGGGCACUCCGUCCCGCCUCUACUGCCAUCGUCACCACAGCAGAGAAGAGGAGGUCGAUGAGGGACGACACCAUGUGGCAGCUGUAUGAGUGGCAGCAGAGACAAGCCUUCUCCAGGCAAAGUCUGGCUCAGCCAACAGCUGUGGGUCAUUUUGGCACGCUCCCCAGCACAAAGACUAUGGGCAACAUCUCUGAACACGCUAUAGCACACUCUAUCCCCACCUCACCAUCUCACGGCUCCCUGGCUCUCUACAGUACCUUCUCUCCUCCUCGCCAGCAGGUGGCUCACAACCCCAACAGCUCCCAUUCCGAGGUGUCCUCACCCAUCUUCAAGGGGGACAUGACGCUAGACCAUCGGCACAAGACACACCUCACCAAGUAUGGCUACCCACCUGCCCGACGAUCCCUCACGGCCAGUGUCCCUCCUCAGACAAUCACCCCACAGUCCCUGCAAGGCAAGACGCCCGAAGAGCUGACCCUGCUGCUGAUCAAGCUCCGACGGCAGCAGGCGGAGCUCAACAGCCUGCGGGAACACACAGUAGCUCAGCUAAUGGCCCUGGGUAUGGAGGGGCCCAACGCUAAGAUCAGCCCAGAGGAAUACAAAGACAGCUCCGUCAUUCAGCGCACAGAGGAGGCAGACAUCGAUACCAAGCUGAGCAAACUGUGUGAGCAGGACAAGGCAGUGAGGAUGCAGGAGGAGAAACUGCAGCAACUACACAGAGAGAAGCACACACUGGAGACGGCCCUGUUGUCUGCCAGUCAGGAGCUGAGUGAACAGAGCAGCUCCAAUGCUGCUGGAGUACAGAGCCUGGUCCAGCAGAGAGAUGUGCUGCAGAAUGGUCUGCUCAGCACCUGCAGAGAACUGUCCAGAGUCAGCACUGAGUUGGAGCGCUCCUGGAGGGAGUAUGACAAGUUGGGGGCAGAUGUCACUCUAGCCAAGUCUAACUUGCUGGAACAGCUGGAGGCUCUAGGCAGCCCACAGACAGAGCCUCCAAGCCAGCGGCACAUCCAGAUCCAGAAGGAGCUGUGGAGGAUCCAGGACGUGAUGGAGGCUCUAGCUAAAAACAAACCACAGCGGAGCACAGACAGCAGUUUUCCUGGUUCCAAACCACUCUCCAGUUUACAGAAGAAUGAGCAAGCUCCAGACUACCGACUAUAUAAAAGUGAGCCUGAGCUGACCACGGUGAAGGAAGAAGUGGACGAGGCCAACGGUGAGGACAAAGACAAGACAGAGACCUCGACUGAGAGUAAAGACACUACAGCCUCAAAAGUGCCCCCCUAUCCAGUGGGCAUCGUUCCUCCCAGGACCAAAUCUCCCAUGAGUCCUCCAGAGUCCUCCACCAUCGCAUCCUAUGUGACCCUGAGGAAGACUAAGAAGCCUGAAUCUAGAGCAGCCCGUCCCAGGAGUGCAGUAGAUCAGACUGGAUUUGGGGAGCGAGAGGUGGGGAGAACAAGGAUGAGUGUGGAAGAGCAGUUGGAGAGGAUGAGGAGAAACCAGCAGGCUGCAUCACUCCGAGAAAAGAAGAGAGAAGCCCCAUCCCGCUCACCCUCCUUCAGCAAAGACAACCCUUUUGUUAUCCUACAGGACAAUGACCCCAAACACACCUCCAGGCUAUGUAAGGGCUAUUUGACCAAGAAGGAGAGUGAUGGAGUGCUGCGUCAGAUGACUUGGCCUCCACAAUCACCUGACCUAAACCCAAUUGAGGUGGUUUGGGAUGAGUUGGACCACAGAGUGAACGCAAAACAGCAAGUGCUCAGCACCUCUGGGAGCUCCUUCAAGGCUGGUGGAAAACCAUUUCAGGAGGUGCAGAUCGCAGAGGAGGAGAAAAAUGACAAGUGUAAGGAAGUGCAGCAGGAUAGGGACGUGACCCUGCAGAAUGUGGAGCAGACCAACAGCAUAGAUAACGAGACGUGUGUGUUCCAGCUGUGUGAAAGCCAGAGGGUGGUGGUUCUGGACCUGCCUACGGAGCCUAAUUGUGUGGAGACUGUUAACUUCAAGCCUUUUGAUGAUGACAAAAGCAGAGAGCAAGAUCUGACCAGCUCGCCAACAAACACAACCACCGAAAACAGCCUCCAUACUCCUGAGCCUGAGACGCCAAGCCCAGAGCCUAGAGAGGAGAGACCAAGUGUGACACAUCAAUCCAGAGAGGAGAAGCUGGAGAGGAGCCUUGAUUCUUCCAGCCAGCUAACAGCAGACAACAAGAAACACAGCAACAACAACAACAACAUGUUGGCUUCACAGACAUUCACCUUGGUGAGCAGCGAUACAUGAAUGAUGCUGGCCUCAACAUCCACAGUGACGUCCUGAAAGCCCAAAUGUAGCCAGCCUGCACGAGCAUGCUCCAUGGCUUCCUGCGUUUACAACGGAACUACUUUUAUACUACUGUUACAUGCCCACAAGGAGACUGUGAAGAUGGCUGCUAACAGACUGGCAACAGACUGCCAUCACAUCAAGACAGAAAGAAAGGCAGAUAUGCUGUAUCUUCAGCUGCUGUUAGAUCUGUCUGUACUGAUAUGUCCCAGAGCAAAACACCAAUUCCACCAAUUCUAUGGAGUCAUAUUUGUCCCAAAACAUUUUUGCAUAAAAAUCACAUUGUGAAAUGGUUUAAUGAUUAGGAAAAUCACAAAUUAUUGUCUGUUUGACCUGAAAUACACCUGCACAGGCACAGGAAUGUUCUUUGGAGCCUUGAGAGUUGUAAAAUACAUCUGCCUCUAUGUAAGAUGAGUCACAUUUAUAAUUACAACAAAUCCUUUUUCUGGAUUUAAAUGACUCUCCAGCUGUGUGGUAACAGGCAGCCAUGCAAAGUCUAUUAUUCAAAAGGAAUUGGUAGACCAAGGAGGAUGGCUAACUCAGUAUGAACUGAUUUCUUAAUCUACAUGACUUUAUUAUAGUCAUCCCUACAGUCAAAAAAUAGGUCAUAGUUUAAUAAGGAGUGUUUAUCGUAAAGAGCUGGAGCAAUGUCUCUUUCAGCCACCUUUGUGUCUGUUUUGUGUCUUUUCAGAAAGGUUGAACUUGUUAAAAAAAUGUUUGUAGAGUUUUUUAUUGUCUGUGUAUUCAGUAGCGUUUUAAAUCUUAAUUAAGGGUACGUUUCCUGAACACAAACCCUGUUCUUCAGGAACACCCUGCUCCAUGUUCACAGUAAUGCAAAUGAACACCUGUUGGCUGUCCAGUACAACCACAGUCUGAUCUGUGGGCCACACGAGCAGUUUGGAUGAACUGUGACUACACAGGAGACAUAGCUGAGCAUCAUGUUAGCAGAGCAGCAGCAAGUUCAGUGCUCCGUCUAUGGCUAGACAGGAUGCAUUGAAUCUAGUACAUCUGCGUUUUGGCAGUGCUCAUAACCUGGCUGUAUCCCACCACCUCACUGAUCUCUUGCCAAGAAUUCUGUCUUUGAUGUGUAUUUGUAGUCUUGACAAGAUGAAUUGUACAAAUGGGGAGAACAUGUUCAGAGUCCUUGGUGGCAUUGCACUAAGUUGUACACGUGAGUCCACUAUCAGAAAGGUAGUUUCAGACACUGCUAAUUCAGUUUUAGAGAACGGCAGCCUUUUUGACUUAUCUUUGAAGUAGCCAGCUACUCCACAUGCUAAUCACAAUAUAAACUCAGAGUAGCAUGUGUCAGAAAUUGUAUUUAUCCUCCUAUCCAGUCAGGGUGAAUAAAAUGCAACAAAAAGGGUGAACCGUCAAUCCUGUUCUGUCUGUCUUUUUUUUUUUUUUUUUUUUUUUUUUUCGCUGUAGUUCAUACUUUUAUAGCUAUAAAUAUAUAGAAUUAAACCAUUUCACAAUCUUCACUGUAUGUACAACUUGUUUUGGAGGCAAUAUACCUCCAUGGAAAUGCGUUGCCAAAUACAUACACACACACACACAAUAUACAGAAGUUAUGAUACCCUACUAAGUAUUAAAGUCAGCUUAACAUAAUAAUUAUUGGAAUAUUCUUCUGAUCUGGAGGAGGGGAUAUUAGCUGUUACUGAGUUACUGGAGUGGAGGUGAGUGUAUGGCUGUAUAUAGGAGCACUUGAGAAGUCUCACCGCAGAUUGGCUAAGCACCAAAACUCAACACACAUGCAGUGCUUUACUUUAACCCUGAAGUGACCGCUGAUGCUCUUAGAGUUUGACCUGUUUUUGAUUCUUUGUGUUGAUUUGAGACCGGAGCCUCACUUCACUCUAUUAUUACAUUUUUUGCACCUGCAACACAACAGAUUAUAUACAUAUCUAUAUAUCUAUAUCUAUAUCUAUAUCUAUAUAUAUAUAUAUAUAUAUAUAUAUAUAUAUAUAUAUUGCAGAAGUUGUGAUCAUUUAAGUUGAGCAGACAGUCUGACUCUCCCGAAGUCUGUUGAUGACACACACAGUAUGUUAAUGUUUUGGUUUUGCAGUCUUUUUCAGUUGUAUCUCUUUUUGUUUCUGUCUUUUUGGUUUAUGUUGCUUAGAAGAUAUACAGUGACACGGCAAGGACAUGAGACACAUUAGACAUUUUGCAUUUGAAUCUGUCCUUGGUGGUGAAGAAUCAGAGAAUAGCACAUGUACGAAGCAAUAAGUAGGACUUUGGAGCUACAGGAUAUAAAUUAAUUUAAAAGAGCUGUAUAAACUGUAAAAAACAAAGAACACACAAAAAAAAACAAGAUAGCUUAAUUUAUGAAUUUAUGUACACACUGAAAAGAAGAACAAAUAUAACUAUGAGAGGUUAUUAUUAAUAUUAUUAGGGUAAAUUUGCAAAAAGUUCAUACUCCAUCUGUUUUAUAUCAUG